AUGUGGGACGUGAUUAGGACUCGCGAGCUAUCCUGCUCUUCUGCGCACGUCAUGUCGGAGUUCAGCGCGUGCGCAGUGCUGAGUUUCCACGUCACCUAUGCCUCCGAAGGCGGUCUGAAUCUGCUGACGCCCAGUGCGCUGGACAAGAUCCACUCCAUCGAGAAUCAGAUAAGGGAUCUCCCUGCUUAUCCAGGUGGCACGGUGGCGGAUAGGGAACUCUGUUCGGACGUCAACCCUAAAAUGGAGCACAUGUGUUCCCACGGCGUUUCGUUCGCGAACCUCGUGUACCCUGCCGAGGGCAGCGAGUCUCAGGGCCAACAGCAGCUGCACCUCGACGGCAGCGGCUCGCGCGCCGUCACGCCGGCACUGGCGCUGGACUGGUCCGAGCUCUUCGGGGCCAGCGCUUACGUCCUGCCGAAGGACGUCACUGGCCAGCUCGACGCAGCUAACAUGAGCUCCGGGCCCUGCACAGACAGGGUCGUUGGCUGCCAUGGGCUGAAGGACGCGGGCCACUGCGGCGGGGCGCACGAGCUCUACAUGCGGGACUUCUGCGCGCGCGCCUGCGGUUUCUGCACGGACGCGCCCAGCGCCUCGGGCGAGGCGAAGAGCGUCACGAGCAUGCGAUCUCUCUUUAGUUUCGAGACUCGUGUGGGCGCUGCCAACGAUGCAACGGAGCUGAAGCGCGGCCGAGUGCGGAUCGACGAGCUGUUUGCGAGGUUCCUGGAGGAGAUGUCCUCCCUGGUCUCCCGCAACUCGCGCGUCGAAAUCGACCCCAACCAUUCAUUGAGGGUGUAUUGGUUCUGCAGCGAGUUGGUCACCCAUGACGCCAUGGCGGCCUUGCAGAAUGAUCUCAAAUGGGCCGGGUGCGCGUUCUUGUUCGUGGUGGUCUACGCUACCGUUCACACUGCAAGCAUACUCUACGCAUUGCUCGGUCUUCUUCUGGUGAUGCUGGCCAUUCCUGCUGCGGCAGCGAUAUUUUGCUUGGCGAGUGGCCUACCUAGCCUCUCGCUGCUCAUGUGCCUGUCCGUCUUCAUCAUCAUCGGGGUGGGCUCCGACAUGAUCUUCGUGUACACCGACUUCUGGAGGUACUCGUCCGAGUACUCCCUCGACCCCGAGGCCCGCUUGAAGUACGUGUACUCUCAGGCGGCCUCCUCCACUGCCGCCACGUCGUUCACGACGACCGCCUCUUUCUUGGCCAACCUGGCGAGCUCCCUCAGGGCCCUGCGCGAGUUCGGCUUCUUCAUGGGAGUCUGUGUCGCCAUGGCGUGGGCGGUAGUGCUUUUUGGUUACCCACCCAUCCUGAUCAUUGGUGACCGGUGUCAUCGGCGUCUGCGGCGGAAAGCCCUGCAAAGAACGACUUUCAUCGCUCAGUACGAUAAGGAUACUGAACCCUCGCUCCUGGACAGGCUGAGUAUCAUGAGUGCGGACAUGCUGAGCGAGAAUAAGACAGGAUUCAGCCAGGUAUGGUCUCAGAGCGCAGACGGCGCAGCAAGCUGGGUCCGCAGGUUGAGAUUUCUUAUUGUCUUGGGGGGGGCGGCCCUGCGGAUUCCUCGGCUGGACCGCGCUGACGCUCGGGCUGUCGGCCUCUCGGUUCGAGCAGGACUCCGAGCCCCCGCAGCUCUUCGACGGCGAGCACAACCUCGUCAGGUCACAGGAGUACGACGGGAAUUUCGAGGGCUACAACAGGGAGGUGUUCAGAGACGGUGCCCACCCCCUCAGGGACAUGACGAGGACCCGUUGUUUGGACCUCGCGUCGCAGUGCGACACCUACGAGUGCACCACCGUGGGUUGGCGCCAGGGCAACGUCACCAGUUGCAGCUGCCUGCCGCACGGCAGUUGGGUGCAGGAGGGCGUGUGCCCCAACGCCAUGCUGCAGCUCCUCGUGGUGGGGCCAGCUGGGCCUCUGCCCGAGGUGGGCCUGGGCGACGCGCUGGCGCUCGCUGCCCGGUGGUACCCCAACGCCACCGUGACGUGGGCAGGUCGUGGGCGGAGGUUGGACGCCAUGCACUGGGAGACCGGCGAGGGCUCCACGGGCAACGUACUGGUGCUGCCACGGCUGAACGUGCGGGGGAUUCCCACGGCCACGCUCACGGGCGAGGAGUGGUCGGCCGCCUGUAG
This is a messenger RNA of Prorocentrum cordatum, 2118 nucleotides long. Lineage: Eukaryota; Dinophyceae; Prorocentrales; Prorocentraceae. The record is from the annotation of a GenBank genome assembly.